AAGGAGCCGCAGUUGCUUCUCUUGUUUAUCUCUGCUCUGGAGCCUGGCUGUUCCGCUAUGAAUACGCGUUUAAUCCUCUCUAAGAAUACAACCACGUCUGUAAGGUAUUGGCAUAACAAAUAGCAUGCAAAUACGCGCAACGCGUCCUUGUGUCACAUUAAAAGACCGCCAUAUAAUUUAAAGGCUUCAGUUUGAUCGGAUUCAUUCAUUUGUGCUCCUCAAGUGCUCCUUCAGUUUAUUAACUUCAGAGGAUCAGCUUUGAAGGCACACAGUUAAAUCAGUGUUCAUGCCGGACUUUGAGCAUUUUAGAUUUUCUCACACCAGAAUGAAUCCUGUAUUAGGGGAGAACGUGUAUUCGUUCCAACAGAACCAGGUGACGGGCUUCGCGGACUCGGCGUCAUCGGGCCACUGGACCGAUCCAGCGGGCCUUUUCUUGAGCGAACACACGGGUGGUGGCUUCGGGCAAGAUGGGUUUGACCUGGGCGCUUUACCACCUCUCGGGACACCGUAUCUACACCUGGGUAACUAUCUUCACCGGGUGUCUCCACCUCCUCCAGCCGCGACGGCCCUGCGUAACGACCUGGGAUCCAACAUCAGCGUCCUUAAAACUCUAAACUUGCGUUUCCGCUGCUUUUUAGCCAAAGUGCAUGAACUGGAACGUCGGAAUAAUGUGUUAGAAAAGCAACUGCAACAGGCUUUGGAUGACAAUGCAGAGUGUGCAGAAAAUAGAAAGGCUUUAACGCGAGAUGUUGGGAUUCAAACCUGCUUCGUUGGAUUGGUUCCUACUAGGCCAGAUCUGAUACCCAUUCAGAACGCGAACGACACCGCAUAUCUGUCCGGAACAUUGUUGUCACCUGCUUUCAAUAACACCACCCUCCCUUUCGAGUCCAAUAACGGGACAACAGUUGAAAACUUAAACCCAUCCAAUCUGACAGACUCUAAUUUCAAUCUCACCCCAAAUUUCCCCAUCAGCCCGAUUGAUCCUGCUCCAAAAAUCACCAGCAACAUUAACGGGAAGUAUGUGAGUACCGGGAUUGGUUGUACCAGCAAUCUUCCACCCAGAUUUCACCCUGGCUCUGGGUGGUCUUAUAAUGCGAGGUUCAGCACCGGGCGUGAGUCGCGGUUCUCGGGUACAGGUGUGUCGUCAUGGGUGCCUCCGGACGGGGUGGGUGUCCAGAUUGACACCAUCACCCCAGAGAUUCGGGCCCUGUAUAAUGUGCUCGCCAAGGUAAAGAGGGAGAGAGACGAAUACAAAAGGAGAUGGGAAGAGGAAUACACAAUGCGGAUGGAUCUUGAGGAAAAAGUUGCUGAGCUUGAAGAAGACCUGCAGGAGAGUGAGGUGUGCCAGGAUGAACUUGCUCUUAGGGUUAAGCAGCUUAAAGCAGAGCUGGUUCUGUUCAAAGGCCUCAUGAGCAAUAAUCACUCAGAUUUGGACAGUAAGAUCCAAGAGAAGGCCAUGAAAGUGGACAUGGAUAUCUGUCGCAGGAUUGACAUCACGGCUCGUCUGUGUGAUGUAGCGCAGCAGAGAAAUUGUGAAGACAUGAUUCAGAUCUUUCAGCAAGUAGCCACACCUCCGUCAACCUUGACUCGCCGUCCUCGGAAACCAGCAUCACAGACAAUCAGAGGGAACGAGAGCGAUGAACCAGUAAGCAUCUCUGAAAGUGAGGAAAGCGGGAAUAAGGAGGUGGAUCUGUGUUGCUCAUCAGCCAAUCAGAUCAAUGAGGAGAUGCAGAGGAUGCUCAAUCAAUUACGCGAAUGUGAGUUUGAGGAUGACUGCGACAGUCUUGCGUGGGAAGAGACGGAGGAAACUCUGUUACUCUGGGAAGAUUUUCCUGGAUACACCUUCAGUGUUGAGAACCAAGGAGAGCAAGACGAGUCCAUAGAGAAGGUGAUAAAGGACACAGAGUGCCUUUUCAAGUCCCGCGAGAAGGAUUAUCAAGAUACCAUUGACCAAAUUGAGUUGGAAUUGGCAACUGCUAAGUCUGAUAUGAACAGGCAUUUGCAUGAGUAUAUGGAGAUGUGCAGCAUGAAAAGAGGGCUGGAUGUUCAAAUGGAGACCUGCAGACGACUAAUCACUCAGACAGGAGACAGUAAAUCCCCUCUUCUUGUUCCGGCUGCUGUGGAGGAGGGAGAGAAUGCAGAGAAGGAGAGGAAAAAAGCAACUGCGGCAAAUCCUGACAGCGCUGAACCGUGUUGUGACAUGCAGUCAAACUCUUCUGUCCCGGACCACUCAUUGAAGAAGGCCUGAUAUAUUUCUCAGUAAUAGCUGCGAUUAUAAAUAUAUCGUUUCACAAUAGAGACUGUGAUGCUGCAGCAAGACUCACGGGUUAGUUACCCUCUGAAAGGCAAGUAACCUUGUGUGGUUUCACUAGUGCCCUCUAAUGGAAUACACAGUUAAUGGCCAUAAAAAUUUUUUAAGUAUGAAGUACCAUAUAAUUCUGGCCAAAAACAUAACACUCUUUUUUGAUGACAUCAUUUUAUUUACAGUUUUUUUUUUUUUUUUUUGUCUGCAGAUUAUUCCUGCUGUGUAGUAACUUUUAUAAUUUGUCAUUUUAAAAAGUUUUGGUUAUACUUAGGCUCUAAUAUUUACAUAGUGGCAAAUAUUAACAAGAUGGAGAGCUGAUGUGCUUUUGAUUUUGAUUUAUUAUGCCAAUUCCAACAUGAUUUGAUAUGUUAAAUUUAGAAAAAUCAAUACCACACAGAUCCAUUUGUUAUAUUUUUGUUUUCUUGUUAAAAAAUAGUCAUGUCAUGGAGAAUGAUGUCAUUUAGGGUAACCAAAAAAACAAAACAAGGUAACACUUUACAAUAAGUUAACAUGUAUUAACUACAUAAACUAACCAUGAGCAUUUGUUACUGUAUUUGUUGAUCUUUGUUAACGUUAGUUUAAAUCAUUGUUUGUUGAUGUUAGUUCACAGUGCACUAAUGUCAACCAGAUUUUAAUAAAGUAAUAGUAAAUUUUGAAAUGAACAUUAUCAAAGAUUAAUAAUUUUCCUAAUAAGAAAAUUUUACUAAAUGAACUAUUACUAAAAUAUUGUAUAGUAAUGACUCACCCCAGCAUUAAUCACAAGGCACUUUUGACAAAAAUAUUUUUUUUAUCAAUCACAACGGUAUAGGUUUUUUAACCUUGAACACUCAAAGUUAUUAAUCUCUGAACAAGCACUUAGCAGUUUCUGCAUCAACAACCAGUAAUGCCAGCGAUAUGAUAAGUGAUAUUUAAAUAGGUCUGCUGUCAACUUUUCGCAGCUCUAAAUGGCGAUGAUUUUGAGAGCAGAAUUUCGCACUGAACAUUGAAGUGUGUGGGUGUCUGUUUUCAUUUAUGGUUUUUGUACUGUGGGUGAAGGCCAGAUGACUAAUCACUUGUUAUUUGAUUGUGUUUCUAGGUUGAAGGCAUCCAAAUCUUUAGCAUUGUAUCAUUACAUAUUGUAACAUGCCCUUGAUCGCUUAGCCUCAGUGAAUGUCGUUAGCCAUUCAGUUGCAUUAGCAUUAGUCAAAUAAAGUGAAUUUCAUUAGAUUCACUCAAUGAGGGCCAGGGUUACAAAAACAGAUUACAAAGAUCAUUCAUAAAGUGCAUCUGGGUAAAAAAAAUUAAAAAGCAAGUGAAUUCAGAGCAAAUAAUAAUGAAAAAAAUGAAUAUGCAAUGAGUCAUUAUGCACUUAUUCUUAAGUGAUGACUUAACAUGUUAAGUGCUGCUGAGGCACAUUAUUCCUCUCUGCUAAGCUAUUAUCUACUUAUUUAUUUAUUUGUAUGUUUGCUUGUUUAAUGACUUACUUGAAAAAAGAGGGUUUUUGAUAUACCAAACAAUUCAAGACUGAACUGAGUUCAGUUCGUUUCACUUAAGUUUCAUUUAAAAUAAACUGGAUUCACCUUAUUAUUAUGUAAUCUCCAACAAACUUUAUAAAUAGGCUAAUUAUGAGUCAAUAUGCUGGCAGUAUGUUU
Molecule: messenger RNA, 3936 nt
Organism: Pimephales promelas (fathead minnow)
Lineage: Eukaryota; Metazoa; Chordata; Actinopteri; Cypriniformes; Leuciscidae
Gene: iffo1a
Product: intermediate filament family orphan 1a
Source: RefSeq, a predicted model, not a curated record